Spirometra erinaceieuropaei is the source of this 293-nucleotide messenger RNA. The record is from the annotation of a GenBank genome assembly. NCBI's taxonomy places the organism in Eukaryota, Metazoa, Platyhelminthes, Cestoda, Diphyllobothriidea, Diphyllobothriidae.
AUGGGCGUCUCUGAAGGCGACGUCCGCUCUCAGCUCCAGUCUUUAGAGCCAGAACACUUAGAAAUUAAGGACUUCUCUGACGGUUGCGGUUUGAAGUUCGAUGUCCUGAUUGUCUCGAAUCACUUUGAGGGCAAACCACUGCUCCAACGGCACAGGUACAUAUGCUGUUUUACUCAACACUCUGUAGGCUUGUCAAUGGGCUGCUUAAGAAGGAAUUGGAAUCGAUUCAUGCCUUGACCCUAAACACACUCACCAAAACAGAGUGGGAAAAAAGACAGAGCUCUGACAGUUGA